AUGGGAGAACCCGAAGCCGUCAGGCGUGGUGAACACAGCACAACUGCCGCGGAAGUCAACCCCGAGCAGGACGAGCCGCCGUCUAUACCGCGGCCCCCGCCCAAUCCCAACACCGUCCUCCCUCACCGCCCUGCCCAUAGUCUUCCCCUCGAAGAACUAGGUCUCUUUUGGCAGACCCAUAUUGAAAAUGGCCUCUCAAAGGCCGAUGCUUCUGCCCGUCUCCAACGGGACGGGCCUAAUCGUAUCGAUGGCGCAAAGGGCCUAUCCGUUUGGGAGAUUGUCAUGAGGCAAAUCUCCAACAGUCUGACGCUUGUCCUCGUGAUCGUCACUAUUCUAUCCUUUGCCAUCCAAGAUUACAUUGAGGGAGGUGUCGUCACCGCCGUCAUCGUUCUCAACAUUGUUGUGGGCUUUAUCCAGGACUACAAUGCCGAACAGACCAUUCAGUCUCUGUACGCGCUGUCCGCCCCGACAUGCAAGGUCAUCCGCGACGGUGUCGCAGAGACCAUCGAGGCCCAGAGCCUCGUCAAGGGCGAUCUAGUCAUGAUCGCUGUCGGCGACGUCGUUCCAGCCGACCUCCGACUUGUCGACGGAAUUAACCUCUCCAUCGACGAAGCCCUCCUUACCGGCGAGUCGCUCCCCAUCAGCAAGCACCCCGAGGCCAUACUCGAGGACGCCGACAUCCCCCUCGGCGACCGCCUCAACAUGGUUUAUUCCGCUACUACCGUUACUCGAGGACGCGCUCGCGGCAUUGUCACCACUACCGGCAUGGAGACCGAGGUGGGCAAGAUCGCAAUGAUGCUCCGCACCACCCGCAAGCGGGACGAGAACGCCUCUCUGACCUCCCGCGCCAUCACGCGCGUCAAGGCUGCCGGGAAGAGCAUACUGGGUCUCGAGGGUACCCCCCUGCAGGUCAAGCUUAGCAAGUUCGCUCUUCUGCUGUUCGGCCUGGCUAUUCUCCUUGCCAUCAUUGUCUUCUCCGUCAGCAGGUUCAACAUUGACGACCAGGUCCUUAUUUACGGUAUCUGCGUCGGGGUUGCCGUCAUUCCCGAGUCCCUUAUUGCCGUCCUGACCAUUACCAUGGCUGUGGGCACCAAAGCCAUGGCCUCCGGUAAUGUCAUUGUUCGUAAGCUGUCCUCCCUCGAAGCCGUCGGUGGUGUCACCAACAUCUGCUCCGACAAGACCGGCACCCUUACCCAAGGUCGAAUGAUCACCCGAAAGAUUUGGCUGGCCGAAGAUACGACCGCCAUCGUCGAGGGUACCACCGACCCUUAUGACCCUACCAGCGGCAAAGUGCGUUGGCCUGGUUCGGCCUCGUCGAGCUCAGCCUCGAGCGGAACGUCGACUCCGACAGCCGAGAAGACUGACGACACUAUCCAAUCGUCGUCAUUUGUCGCCUUCCUCAAGGCUAUUGCCCUUUGCAACAACGCUGCUGUUACCGACGGCAAGACGUCCGCCUCUACCGACACUGAGUCCAUGACUACCGCUACUGAAGUGCCGGUUGCGUGGUCCGCCAUUGGCGAGCCCACUGAGAUCGCCCUCCAGGUCUUCGCCAUGCGUUAUGGAAAGGGGAAGAACGACCUCGUCUCGUCUGAAAAGACCAAGAUGUUGUACGAGUUCCCUUUUGAUUCGUCUUGCAAACUCAUGAGUGUCGUCUACGAAUUCCCUGGAGCACCCCGUCAGGUCUUUACCAAGGGCGCUGUUGAGGUUAUGGUCCAGCGCUUGGCUGAGUCCGAAGCUACCAAGGCAAGGAUCGUCGCCAAGGCUGACGAGCUCGCCUCCGAGGGCCUGAGAGUCCUUUGUGUUGCACAGAGAUUCCUCGAUGACACCGACGACGCGAGCGAGAGAAACGAGGCUGAGUGCAAGCUUCGCUUCUUGGGUCUUGCAGGCUUAUAUGAUCCUCCCCGCGUCGAGACUAUUGGCGCAGUCAAGCAGUGCAACACUGCUGGCAUUUCCGUCCACAUGGUUACUGGUGAUCAUAUCAAGACUGCAACUGCUAUCGCCCACGAAGUUGGUAUCCUCCGUGGCGGCGAGCAGCCCACGGCUGUGAUGGCCGCCGGCGUAUUCGACGCCAUGUCGGACGAGGAAGUCGAUGCGCUCGAGGCCCUCCCUCUGGUCAUUGCUCGAUGCAGCCCUAUGACCAAGGUCAGAAUGCUGGAGGCCAUGUAUCGCCGUAAUGCCUACUGCAUUAUGACUGGUGACGGCGUCAACGACUCGCCUGCCCUCAAGAAAGCCCACGUCGGUAUCGCCAUGGGCAAGAGAGGCAGUGACGUUUCCAAGGAGGCAGCGGACAUGGUCCUCACCGAUGACAACUUCUCAUCCAUCGUCACCGCCAUUAGGGAGGGUCGUCGUUUGUUUGAUAACAUUCAGAAGUUUUUGCUCCAUCUCCUCAUUUCCAACAUCUCCCAGGUCAUCCUUCUCCUUAUCGGCCUUUCCUUCAAGGAUAGAAGUGGUACCUCCAUUUUCCCUUUGUCUCCGUUGGAGAUCCUCUGGGUCAACCUAAUCACUUCUUCGUUCCUCGCUAUCGGUCUGGGACUUGAGGAGGCGCAACCUGACAUCCUCCUCCGUCCACCCCAUAGUCUUCGGAUUGGCGUCUUUACCUUCGACCUGAUCCGGGACAAGAUGAUUUACGGCUUCUUCAUGGGCUCGCUAUGUUUGGCUGCGUUCACGUCCGUCGCGUACGGUCCUGGCGCUGGCGACCUCGGUAGCCACUGCAACGACGGAUGGAAUGAAUCUUGUGGCGUUGUCUUCAGGGCUCGCUCCACCGUCUACGCCACCCUUAGCUUCUUGCUCUUGGUCACUGCCUGGGAGGUCAAGCACUUCCAGCGCAGUCUGUUCAACAUGAACCCCGAGUUGUGGACCGGCCCCACCGCUGUCUUCAAGACCAUCUUCAAGAACCGCUUCCUCUUUUGGGCUGUCACCGGUGGCUUCGUCAUGACCUUCCCUGUCAUCUACCUUCCCGUGGUCAACCGCGCCGUCUUCAAACACGACAUGAUUUCUUGGGAGUGGGGUAUCGUCAUCGCCUGCCUGGUUGUCUAUAUUGCUCUCAUCGAGUGUUGGAAGGCCGUGAAGCGUCACUUGGGGCUUGGACUUAUGGCACGCAUUCCCAACGAACAGGUCUAA
Molecule: messenger RNA, 3120 nt
Organism: Colletotrichum graminicola M1.001
Lineage: Eukaryota; Fungi; Ascomycota; Sordariomycetes; Glomerellales; Glomerellaceae
Product: potassium/sodium efflux P-type ATPase
Exons: 3
Coding region: 1-3120 (1039 amino acids)
Biological process (GO): intracellular calcium ion homeostasis; calcium ion transmembrane transport
Cellular component (GO): plasma membrane
Molecular function (GO): ATP binding; ATP hydrolysis activity; P-type calcium transporter activity
Source: RefSeq, a predicted model, not a curated record